Messenger RNA from Candida albicans SC5314, 543 nucleotides. It is a transcript of the gene HNT2, whose product is annotated as bis(5'-adenosyl)-triphosphatase. The transcript has a single exon. Gene Ontology annotation, molecular function: catalytic activity. NCBI's taxonomy places the organism in Eukaryota, Fungi, Ascomycota, Pichiomycetes, Serinales, Debaryomycetaceae. The coding region runs from base 1 to 543 and encodes 180 amino acids. The record is from RefSeq and is a predicted model, not a curated record.
AUGACAUCUCAAGAGAUUUACUUUUACCGGUUCCUAGUGAGCAAGCAGGUAUUCUACAAGUCAAGGUAUACGUAUGCGCUAGUGAAUCUCAAGCCGUUGGUGCCAGGUCAUGUGUUGGUGGUUCCUUUGCGUACCAAUGUGUUACGGUUCGGCGACUUGUCGCCUGAAGAGUCUGUCGAUUAUAUGCAUACCUUGCAGUUGAUCCACAAGUUUAUACAAAAGGUUUACAAGGCUGACUCCUUAAACUUAGCAAUACAAGAUGGGCCCGAGUCUGGCCAAUCGGUGCCACAUUUGCAUACCCACAUCAUACCCAGACACAAAGGUGACGGCUAUGGUGACCUGAUUCACACCAUGUUGGAGAGCAAGGAUCUUGAACGCGAAUACCAGGAGUUCUUCCAGAGAAAGUCACAGUAUCAGAUUGACCAGAUGACCAAAAAGAACGAAUUCUCCAAAGGUGACGAGGAAAGGGUAGCAAGAAGUGAGUCUGUUAUGAGUGAGGAAGCUGUGUGGUUGGCCCGUGAGUUGGAAAAAUUUACAGUGUAA